Messenger RNA from Salvia hispanica, 854 nucleotides. The record is from RefSeq and is a predicted model, not a curated record. NCBI's taxonomy places the organism in Eukaryota, Viridiplantae, Streptophyta, Magnoliopsida, Lamiales, Lamiaceae.
UACUAUAUAUCAAAUUCCAACAAAAAUCAUCAUGAAUAUCUGUUUUGUUUUCUUCCAAAAUAUAGAACCGUUUUUGUUCUGGAUUUCCAAAUAUUUAGCAGCUGAUAUCCAACAAACCUAUAUAUAUCUAAGCCAAGAUUCUUUGCGGAUGAGAAAAAGCAGAUUCAAGAAAGAAGGAAUGGAUCAAGUGCAAUUCGCGGAUGGAUUAGUGAAAGAAUUCCUGGUGUACAGAGGAUUCACCAGCACGCUGCAAGCCUUCGAGAAAGACUUAGCAACUGAUAUUGUUGGCAAAGGAUUUCAAGUCGACGACAUUAUGAACCUAAUUUUCGGCGUCUACGUCCCCCAAUACGAGGCUGCCAAGUUGAUCGAUCUGCUAAUCUUUUUCAGCUCUUUCACAAAUUCGGAUCAGAAAUGGAUUGAUAUGGCUGCGAAAUUGCAGCAGUCAGUCUUGCGCUAUUACGUUGUUUAUUGCUUAAAACAUGAGAAGAGAGACGCAGUGCUGGAGCUGUUCGAAAUUCAUGGGAAAGGUCUCGUGCGGAUUGAUCCGAGUUGGUGUAAUUGGUUCUCGCUUCCGUAUUUGCCAAAUCCGCAUUUGGAUUCACGGUUUAACAACUUCUUUUCGGAUGAGUGGUUCCAAACGUUGUACAUUUCUCUUAGGACUUUCUUGAGUAUAAUGCUCACUGGACCUCAUAUCCUUAAUCAAUAGAUUGAAUGCAGCUAGUGUUUCUUGACUUUCAAUGUAGCAAUGCCGUGUAAAUAACUGCUUCUGUGUUGUAAUUGUAAACAAUAGGCAUACCAGCUUUGAAAAAGAUUGAUGUGUAUAUGCAUAUAUUCAAGUUAUUUGUUAUGUUUCC